AUGGACCGUCUACUUGGGUUGAUGUCCAAAGAUGAUUGGAUAUAUACCGGAAUCCUUCUCACAUCUUUUGCAACUGCUUAUUUCAUCAAAACAAAGGAAAACAAUAUUCUUUUGGGAGGAGCAAUAGGGUUUGGAAUGGUUUUAUUAAUACUUCGAGCUCGCAUUGUCUACUCAAUUAUUGGAAUUGUUUUUGUGCUCAUUGUGCAACAAUAUGCUCCAAAAAAGCACCAAACCUUGGUUGUAUUUAUUGGCACGUUUGUAUACUUGAUGAUUGUGCGAUUCAUCCACUUCAUACUUCCUGUUGAUGAAGUUCUUAGUCACGCCAACGUCGUUCAGCUGAUAAUUACACUUCGGGUGAUUGGACUCACAUUCGAAAUUUCGGAUGCGCAAUAUAAUGCCAAAUUAGUCGAAGGGUCUGUUGAAGAUGAGAAAAAGAAAAAAAGAUAUCUUACACAACUACCAAAUCUUUUGGAAAAACUUGCAUAUUUCUACCAUUUCUGCGGAUUGUUCACAGGACCUUAUUAUACCUAUCAAAUGUUACUUGAUUCCCAAAAUCCAAUUCUCAAAUCUUGGAGUUCAAAGAAUGAAGUAAUGAAGCGAGUGAAGCGACUUUUAUGGUCCGUACCAGUGUUCAUAAUUGCCAAUCGCCUGUGCCCCCUUGAUACCAUUCGAUCUGACGACGUUUGGAACGUGAGCAUAUGGAUACGCUUUAUAUAUGCUGCUGCAAUCUUUCUUGUUUUCCGCGCUAGAGUUUAUAGCGCUUGGGCCAUUGCUGAAUCUAUUUGUGUUGUUCUCGGAAUAGGAAUAUAUCCAGUAGAAAGCAAACCAAGAAUCAUUGUGGGCCCAACUGAUCUAGAGAAGUUCAAUGAGCUUCAAAAAAAGGAAAAUGUCGAAAUGGAUAGCGAAGCAAUUGUCAAUUUGAAUAUUCCCGAGGUGGAAUUCUCAAAUGGCUUCAGAGAUGGUAUGAAAGCAUGGAAUCGAUCUGUUCAGACAUGGUUGGCCAUAUACGUUCAUUCUAGAGUCAAAUUUAUGAGAGUUGAACUGACUAUGCUGGUCUCUGCGCUAUGGCAUGGUGUUUACGCUGGAUAUUUCAUGUCGUUUGGAGUUGUUGCAAUGUGUGCGAAACUCGAGGAUGUCAUUUUCCGACUUGUUCCAGUUAAUCCUGCAACCGGAAAACGUCCGGCUUGGUUCAGAUAUCUUUAUAUUCACACCAUCCGAUGUAGAGGAUUCGAAAUGCUAGCUACUGGUUUCUUAUUAAAGCAUGGUGCUGACGUUCAUAGAUUCUGGUCUUCACUGUACUAUUGGCUCCCGAUUGUAUGCAUCCCGUUUUAUAUUUACGAUCUAAUGCAUCCCGCUCCACGAAAACCGAAAACGAACUGA
Molecule: messenger RNA, 1380 nt
Organism: Caenorhabditis bovis
Lineage: Eukaryota; Metazoa; Nematoda; Chromadorea; Rhabditida; Rhabditidae
Source: the annotation of a GenBank genome assembly